This is a messenger RNA of Solanum pennellii, 1747 nucleotides long. RefSeq names its product putative E3 ubiquitin-protein ligase RF298. The transcript has 2 exons. NCBI's taxonomy places the organism in Eukaryota, Viridiplantae, Streptophyta, Magnoliopsida, Solanales, Solanaceae. Bases 10 to 1689 code for a protein of 559 amino acids. The record is from RefSeq and is a predicted model, not a curated record.
AUAAUCAACAUGGUUGAUGAUAACAUCAGUGAUGAUGCGGAUGAAAAGUCGUUGGCGAUUUCAGAUGAGGAAAAAGGAAGCAGGAACAAGAGGAAGUUUGAAUCUAAGAUUCCUCUAGGAACUUCUUCUGAUUCACAUGGGUCGUCUCUUACGGAGUUUCUAAGAUAUGAUUUAUUAGAGAAACCAACGAAAGGAGUCACUCUAUUUGAGAUUGACCCAUUGACGAGCGAGUGUCCUCAGUAUGAUGUUGAACAAGAAGUGGAAACUGCACAAAAUAUAGAUUCGGAGGACAUGUCGGCCUGCUGCAGUUUUGUUUUGGACAAGAAACUGGACUCAUCUUCUUCUGGUGCAACAAAGAAGAGUUCGCACUCUAAAAUGAAAAUUUUGGUUAAAUGCAAUCAACCUCUAGCUAAAGAAAGUUUUGAUAGUCAAUGCCUUUCCUCACCCAUAGCACCUGCAAGUGACACUUCCAAAGUGCCACCUAUUAAAGAUAAUAUAAAUGAAAAGGAUCUGGAUUCAUUAUUCAUGGAGCCUAAGUCCAACAAAAAAGUCCCCAACAACACAACUAUUUCUUCUGCGGUGCAAGAUUAUUAUGUUGGUAUCCCAUAUGAUGAGUCUUUGGGUAAAUUUGUCCCUCGAAAUGAGAGAGAUGAAAAUAUAUUGUUUCUAACUUUUCAUUUGAAGACACUGCAGGAAGAGCUCCAAGGGUGNAAUUUUCAUUUGAAGACACUGCAGGAAGAGCUCCAAGGGUGGUCUGAUUGGGCAAAUGAGAAGGUAAUGCAGGCUACCCGGAGGCUUGGCAAGGACCAGGCUGAGCUUAAAAGGAUGAGGCAAGAAAAAGAAGAUGCUGAAAAUGUUCACCAGGAAAAGCAUAUGCUGGAGGAAACCACCAUGAGGAGGAUUAUGGAGAUGGAGCAAGCGUUGGUAAAUACUAAUUCCAUGGGUGAAACAAUUAAUUCUCUUCUUAACACCAUGGAGAUGGAUAAUGUUGGACUGAAGAAGGAUUUGGAAGCCGUAAUGCUCUCUACCGGCAAGCAUGAUAUGAACGUCAAUAAUGCUUUAGCAAAAGAGCAGGAAGCACUAAAGAAGUGUCAAGCAGCGGACAUGGAGAAGCGCUCAUUUGAGGAGGAUUUAUCUGCUAUCAAGCGGGAAAAAACUUCUUUGCAACAGCAGCAAGAGAAAGCCAACAAGGUUCUGCACCAAUAUAAGGAUCUAUUUAGGCAUGAGGGAUCGGUGAAACAAAGAUUUCAACAACAAGCUGAUUGUCUGAAAAAUGAAAGAGAACAACUCCGUGUUAAGGGAAAAGUGCAGCGGCAUAAUUUUAGAGAGAAGGUAGAGAGAAACAAGCAAAAGUAUAAAGAACAAAUACAAAAGUGUGAGAGUGAAAUUUCUCAGUUGAGAUUCCAAUCUGAAAGAUCAAUAACAGAGGCACUAAAACGAGGCAUUCCUCAAUUGACAAAGGGUUUAUCAACCUAUGCAGAAAGUUCUGACUCUAAUGUUGUAAAGAUGGAGAGGGAGUGUGUUAUGUGUAUGCAUGAACAUAUAUCAGUGGUUUUUCUCCCUUGUGCACAUCAAGUUCUUUGUGAAGAUUGCAAUGUGCUUCACCAAAAGAAAGGAAUGGACGAAUGCCCUUCUUGUAGGACACCAAUUAAGGAGAGAAUUAGUGUCCACUUUCCUGAUUCCGAAUAGUUAGAAACUUCAGAAUAGCAGCAGGAAAAUGAAUCUUGUCAUUGUUUUUUUUUUCCAG